Molecule: messenger RNA, 3853 nt
Organism: Trichobilharzia szidati
Lineage: Eukaryota; Metazoa; Platyhelminthes; Trematoda; Strigeidida; Schistosomatidae
Source: the annotation of a GenBank genome assembly
GUUGAAAUACCCUUGUCUUCCGUGAACGAUUGGAAAAUACACUCUGUUGUGAAGUAACUUCUGCUUUUGUUGUGUAAAUCGCAUCAGAAGCUUUUUGGUUUAUUUUAACUGGUUUAAUUAGUUAAAGUAGUGUCUAUUUUUGUGCACUUUUGUGACUUUUUGUGUUUUUAUAUCUCUGUAUUUAGGUAAAUAUAUAUAUAUAUGUAUACAUAUUUGUGUGUAACUUAAGCAGCUUAUACUAGCAUGAAUCCCACAAAUAGUUGUGGACGACCGGACUGCCACUUUCCGGUGGAGGAUGGGAUGCAGUGUGAUAACUGCAACCUAUGGUUCCAUAAAGUUUGCACUGGCUUUUGUAAUAUUAGUGAACUCUAACAUAAGUCCCCUACAAAUUAAUUAAUUUAUUUUUUAUUUAUUUUUUUAUUUAUUUUGAUUCACAGCUUGAUUCCACACCGUACUUUCAGUACAAGUGUGGAAUUUUCAGCAUUGGUUAGCCCGACGUGAUUUUCUUAUAAGCGGUGUGUUCCGCACAUUUACCAGUUUGCGUGUUGUUUGUGAAUCCCCAGGGACUUAACUCACUACUCUUUCGGAUUGUCUCAUGGAAUUAUACUCCCAGCUUAACCGUGCUCAGCUUAGUUACGACUAUCUCCACACCAACUCGACGACCCAUGAGUUUCUUUUUGGUGCAAUCGCGGAACUUAUUGAUAAUGCUCGUGAUGCUGGUGCGACAGAGCUGGACAUAUAUACAAUUAAGGACAGUUCCGUACGUGGGAAUUUCCUACUCUGUUUUGCAGACAAUGGUUGCGGCAUGACAACAGAUGAGGUCAAAAAUGUCAUAAUAUUCGGGAAGUCACUAAAGAAGUGUGAGGACAGUGCCGCCAUAGGUAUGUAUGGGAAUGGCUUAAAAUCUGGUUCUAUGCGAAUUGGAAAGGACUUGAUUUUGUUCACCAAAAAGGAUGGCAUAUACACAUGUUUAUUUCUCUCAAGGACUUUCCACGAAGAGGAGAAACUUGAUGAGGUAGUUGUUCCUAUGCCCUCGUUUAAAGGCACAGAGAAAACUCCUAUUGCGGACACUCCUGAAGAGAGGAAGAAACAUGAACUCGAAAUGUUUAUAAUUCUGAAGUAUUCGCCAUUCCGCUGCACGAAGGAUUUCUUCGCACAAUUUGAUAAACUUAAAGAGAAUUCAGGGACCGUAGUGAUUAUAUACAAUAUGAAGCUUCUCGACCAUGGAGGACCUGAGUUGGAUGUAACUACAAAUACCAGAGAUAUACUUCUUAGCCCUGGUUCAGAACAAGAAGAGACCGUUGAACGGGAUGCAGAAGUUAUGCUCCCACCUGAAAGACGCAGUCUUCGGGCGUAUGUAUCAAUUCUCUAUUCUGACCCUCGUAUGAAGGUGUAUUUACAAGGUCGGAAAGUACAAACCAAAAGACUACUUGCAACGCUACAUAGUGCUCGAAAAUACAAUUUUGCUAGUAAAACUUUUCGUACCAGAGCUGAAGCAGAUUUAGCAAAAGCUAAAAAUGAUGUGAGAAUAGCUGAGCUUCGUGCUCAAGAGGCAGAAAGCAAGGCUCGGGAUUGUGAACUUCGCUACCAAGGCUCUGAAGACCCUGAACAUUUGCGUCGAAUACGUCGUCUUAAAAAUGCUGCUGCCGAGCUACGUUCAGCUGUGGAAAUGAAACAGAAUAUUGUUGCAAGAAAAUCAAAAUCAAUCAAGGAUCCUAAGACGCUUACAUUUUAUUUCGGUGUAAAUGUUAUGAAUCGUGCUUGUGAUGGUAUGUUUGUUUAUAAUUGUUCCCGUUUAAUCAAAAUGUACCAACGGAUUGGGCCACAACAAGAUUCUAGCAUGAUGUGCCGUGGUGUCGUUGGCAUUGUUGAUGUCCCCUAUAUGGUCCUUGAGCCCACACAUAAUAAACAAGAUUUUGCAGAUGCUAAAGAAUAUCGUCAAUUAAUGCGUGCAAUGGCAGAUCAUUUAAUGCAGUAUUGGGAUGAUCUUGGAAUCGAUAAAGAAUCAGAUAGUUUAAUACGAUUUUGGAAAAGUUUUGGUUAUUUGUCAGCACGUUGGCGGGAUCCACCUAGUAUAGAGGAUAAAUAUGCCUGUCGUCGUUGUUGUUCCGUUUCUAUAUGUGUCCAGUGUGAUAAAUGUCUAAAAUGGAGAAUACUUCCGUUCUCACAAAGUCUUGUCGGACGAGAUGUCCCAGAUAAUUGGCAAUGUCGAGAUAAUACGGAUCAUAAGCAUAAAAAAUGUGAAGAUCCCGAAGAAGAUAUGAGUCCACCAAUGGGAGUUCUUAAGCGAAAAAUUAAAACGAAAGAACAAAGACAAGCAGAACUUGAAAAACAAAUCCGCAAAAAACAAGAGGAACUUGAAUUAAUUCAAGAUCCUGAUGAUGAAAAAACUGAUGAUUCCAGUGCCACUUCUAACCGUAGUAGUCGGUUAAGUGGAUCUGCCAAUGGCAAAUCUCCACGUAAACGGCCUUCUCAACCACCUCCACCUACUGCAGAUCCUCCGAACAAAAAAUCUACUCAUGCUCCUCCGCCGCCGCCGCCUCCUCGUGCUAUGACAGUUGCUGAUAAGAAACGUCAAGCUGCUGGAUUAGCAUCAUCCAAUGGUCCUUCAUCUUCAACAGUUGAAAAGCGUACUGGUUUACCGUUACCAACAAUUAAUCAACGCCAACCACGUCCUGGUGGAUUAGUCCCUAAAAUCCCACAGCGUAAUUCAAUUGCUCCUAAAGUACGCAGAGUUACAACAGCUGAAGAUGAAAGCAGCAAUGAAGAGACUAGUGAUGAAGAAGAAGACGAGGAGGAGGAGAAGGAGAAAGAGAAAGAAGUUACUAAGCAGACAACUCCGAAAACUAAUCGUAACAAACUAAGUACUCCUCCAUCAAAAGUGAAUAAUCCUGUUGUUGCUGCAGCGAGUAGUUCAACAGUACCGAGUACUUCUCAAUCCCAAGAGAGAAAUACGUCGAGAAGCACUGAUGAAGUAAAUGGAAAGAAGGCUAGUAAAAGGGAAAAGAGUCCUGUACAAGAUGUAAUUACAGUGCAUCAUCGAAACAGAAAUUCAACGGAUCGUGAUAAUAAUGGUGAAGUAGCAUCGAUUCCAAUGAAAAAAGAUCCGCUGGUAAAUGAGAAUUCAGUUGGAGAUAAAACAACAGAGGUGAAUUCCUCUUCAACUGUAGUAACCUCUUUUCCCUCAGAAACGAAUAUUGCAAUGAAUAGAAAAAUCCAAGAGAAAUUCAAGGUUUGUUUACGAUAUUUCUUACCGCCGUCAUGGUCAGUGGAAAAGGAUAGAAUUCAUACACUUACAGAAUCAGAUCUUGCAAGCUUCCCUUUAGAAGAUUUCUUUGAUAGAUAUGAACAAGGUCUUCGAAAACUGUUAACCUCCUUCCGAAAGGAAACCGCAGUAGUCACAGAUCAACUGACAGAAUUACGGUCCAAUGUUUGUGAAUUUCUGAAGAAAUACGAUCCAGACUUCAAAGAACCCUUGAAUAAUAUCGAAGAAGUGGAUAAUUAUCUGAAAAAUUUCCUUGCAAAAAGUUGAAUUCCUCCGCUCACCAUAAAAAAAAACAUCUAGACCAAUCAUUGGUUGGUGGUUGAAUUAAUCUACUCCCUGUGCAAACGGAGUUUCUCCUCUCCUCUCCUCUACUCAUGCGCGCAGCUGUUAUAUAUAUACAUAUAUUAUAUACAUAUAUAUAGUAAUUAUUAUUAUUAUUGUUAUUAUGUUUGCCUGUUUUAUGGUUGGUGUCUCACCGAAUCUCUUUUGACUCUUCUCUUUUUGUGCAUAUUAAUGUAUUCCUUCAAGAACUGUCUGUCUAUAAAUCUACGUGUUGUUACUCUCUAUAUGUAUAUAUAUAUAUAUAUA